AGACCGUCGGCUCCAGUCCGUCCGCGUUGCACGGCGUGUACGCGCUACAUAUUGUGCGACAGUUAGCAGGCAUCGCGAUCAGUCGACGCUCGACGACCGAAGAGUUUAGUCGGGUAUUUUGUGGUGCCGAUCGCGCCACUCUGUGUCGUCUUCCGAAGCAAAGCGUCUUCCUGGCGUUGCAUAAGAUACAAAGGAGCGAGAUUACUCGAUCAUCCGCAUUAAUUGAAAGAUAUGUGUGUCUCGUUGAAAUGAGAUGGAGAAAGAGUACAAGUAAUAAAAUUCAGCCACGUACUUUACGCGGGAUCUUCUCAACGGAGAUCUCGUAAUCGGCGGCGUUCUGUACGCCGGCGUAACACGUGCGCAGUAUCUCGACCAAUAGCAGAAAGUUUGCAACAGUAUGCUGUGGUCGGUGUAUCGGCGCGCUGGUGGGACAAGACGGACGACGGGACGAGACGAGUCGUCUAGGCGGUGAGACGCCGAGGGAAGGGAAGAUCGGUGACAGUGGGGCGAGAAGAGAGGGUGACGACGACGGGCGGCGGCGGCGGUGGUGGUGGAAGUCAGUACGAGGCGCUCGUGACAGAGAAACCUCGUGCGGUGUGCCAGUCGCAUUGCCGAGCGUAGUCAAGUCGGAGUAGUUGGCGCCGCAGCUCUCUGUCGUGCGCAACAGUUCGUCCCGUUUGUCGACGGUGGUUGUAGGUAUUCGGUGCGCGCGAGCAAUAAAAGAAGGUGGUGCAGAAGGAACGAACACGCUCGAGUUAUACGGUGGAAGAGGAGCUCGCUCGAGGAAACGGCGAUCAAGCAGACGGGCGAUCUCGUUCGUCUCGUCGGAAAAAAAAAGCAUCGUUUCGUCGCGAGGAGCAGCAGCAACCGCGUGAGAGAAGUGGCCGCUCUCUCUGGCGCGUACGUUCGACCUCACUCGCCCUCAUCGAGUUAUACGUCCGAUCCCGUCGCAUUACGUACGUGUGCGCCGGUCUCUCCCCCACUCCCCGUCGCAUUCUCUCGAUCGCGCUCACCUCGCCGCCCCAGCGUGUCGCUCGCGCUCUCUCCAUCCCGCGGGCGCCAGCGAUUUCGAGAAUGUGACAGUGCGCGCGUCCUCGCGUUUGGUCGGUUCGAACGAGUUCUCGCGUAGGAGCAACAGUAGCAGCGGAGCGGCCGGCGAGCGACGGCGAUGGAUGUGAGGGAUCGUCGUCCCGGCGUCGUGUCACGGUGAAAGACGGAGAAACGCGGUGUGCGCGCGUACGCGGCGUGUGUGUGUGCGUGCGUGAAGAAACGUGAAGAGAUAGAAGAAGCAGAAGAGAGAGAGAAGGACGGACGAUGCGAGCGGAAAAUGUCACUCGGUGAUACGCGCGUACGGAUGACGGGGAGUGAUCGACGGAGCGACGAUCGCGAGUUUGAGGUUGUUAGAGUGUCGCCGCGGCGGCGGUGGUGGUGGAGGUGGCAGCGGUCGCCGUCGUCGUCGUUGUCACCGUCAUCGUCGCUACACGGUACCGCCGGUGCGGUGGUGCCGGUAUUGGCGACGGCACGAACGCCGGAUCGUUGGGAGCGACGUUAUCGCGUUCUUCUGCCGCGAGUAUCAUCGAGAUCGGACUAUUACCACUGCCAUUCGGCAAGAACAACGUCAUCGUCGUCGUUGCGCUUAUUGUUGUCGCCGCCGCGUCGGCAGCUGGCGAGAGUCGCGGCGAAUUCCUCCUGAAGCGGAUCAGCGGCGGCGCCGCGGGAAAGAUUUUCGCGACGCGACGUCGCCGGUGUGUGUACACCGCGCAUUGUCAUACGUGCAUACGUACAUUGUAUAUAUAAACGCGCACACGUGCCGCGUCUCUGUGUGCGCGUCUCCGUCGGUGUGCCGGGUCGCGAGGUUAAGGCACCGCGUCGCCCUCGAUACGCGACGACCGAGGAAAGUAAAGGCCGGGUGUCGUGCGUGCGCCGACCGAUUCGUUUCGUGCUCACCCCGCUCACCCCCUCGCCUUCUCCUCCUCGUCGCGCUGGCUCUUCUUUCUCACUCCACUCUCUGUCUGCCGUCUACGUGUGUAAACGGAUAAGAAGUGUGCAACGAUAUAUCCAGUAGCAGUGUGCGCGUUUGUCGGUAACCUCGACGGUGACCGUUGUCGCACCCGAGUGUGUUUUCGCGCGCGUGGUGCGUCGCAAACGUCGUCGUCGACUGGCGAAUUCGCCUGUCCGCGAUGCUAACAGUGACUCGCGCACACGGCCGUCGUGCGGAUUGCUUACUUCCGAGAGGUGUUCGUAGACGAUAAUAAUCUGGACACAAAGAGAACGGAGAAGACACUUGGUCGCGACAACUCCGAGACUGAAAUUUGGAAGAAGAGGAGCGGCCGAAACGACUAGAGGUAAAUGAGAGUUCAAGGUCAGUCACUGGUGGAGCUGGAGCCGACGAGCUCGUUUACACUGUCGAAAGACUUAUCCGAAGGUGAACCGUUCUUGCCAUCGGCGCUCCUUGCAAGUCGGAAAUAUCACCGGUUUGCUUUCGCCUAGCCGGUCGGAGAGAGAACAAACCGGAGAGGAAACAAGAGAGAGAGAGAGAGAGAGUUUGCGAAACGGAGCUUCGCCGCGCGUUGGACUGUCACACUAUUUCGGGAUCGUGAUCCAAAGUGCGCGCGAGAUACGCGUGCACGCGGGCAUAAAUAAAUAUACACGCUUGCGCGUGUGGCGCGACUGCUGUGCUGGUGUGUGUGUGUGCUUUCCGCCAUCCGUGAUUUCGCGUGUGCACGGAGAAGUGUUUUCGGUUGACAGUGCAUAUUCGGUGUUUGUCGGCAAGAGGAAGAAGAGAAAGAGAAAAAAGAAGAAGAGGAAGAAGGGAUUUUGUGGAGAGAGGAGAGUGCCGAGGGAAGGAGGUCGCGCGCGCGCCCGUCGCGACCCCGACACGAACGCGUCUCCGACCGACCACGUGCAUGGUCCGGCUCUGCCCUCUCCCUCCUUUCGUUUUUCCUACGGCGGCUACGUUGAAAAGGACUGGCCACCAAAUGCGCGUACCGCAAAUCCUGUUUCAUGUUGAUGUUCUGGAGCAAACGGACGGUGCUCACUAGACGUCUGCUAAAGGCCAAGGUCCGUGGGGAGCAUGAAACCGAGUGUGAAGCUCAAGAGGAUUCAUCGUCACGUACGUUUCAUCGCAACGCGAGCGGCGCCGGCGGCUACGAUAGCAACACGAGCAGUAAUAAUCAUAACAACGCGACGACGACGACGACGGACCGACAACAAGUGAGCAGGAGAGCGACGCGAGCGACAACGUUAUCGGGAAGCGGCGGCGCGGGGGUGGGAGGAAGUGGCGCGGUGGUUUACGGGGGACGCAGCACGACGACGUCCAGCAGGCUGCACCAGGGCUGUUGCGGUGGCGACGCGAGCCAGGAUGACGACGAGCGCGAUCCCGGCCGACUGCUGAGGUGCAAAGAGCUCCUCAAGUCGCUCAAGGAGAAUCAGCUGGAGAUGCUGCUGACCGCCGUCGAGAGCUACGGCGCCGUUCUCGGCCCGUGCGUCCUCGUGCCGCGCCAGCAGCGGCUGGCCGAGGAUCACCCGUACGAUCCGCAGCAGCAGCAAUACCUCGGCAACAACGGCAGACCGCAACGUCAUCAUCCUCGUCACUUUCAUCAGCGCCGCUAUCGUCACUAUCGUCACCACCGCUCCGGCAGGCACCACCGCUCGUCCUCCGUCGAGGACGAGCAGGAGAGCUGCUCCGCGUCGGAGGACUCGUCGUCGCCGAUGAGAUCGCCGUCGGACAGAUGCUGCGGUAAGCCGGGAAGCGUCGGCAGCGCGCCGAGCGAUCCGCAUCUACUCUGCUGUCAGAUCUGGCGGUGGCCGGAUCUCAUGCACUCCUCGGAGCUCAAGAGACUUCCUGUUUGCCAUUCCGCUAAAGAUCCCGUAUACAUAUGCUGCAACCCUUACCACUGGAGCCGGCUCUGCAAACCCGAGUCGCCGCCACCCCCAUAUUGCCUUAUCGCCGACAGACUGAGAGCUGAAGAUCUUGCGCCCAGCGAAGGGGAUCAACGUCGGUGCAAAAACAGCACGCCUCUGCCACUUCCCGGCUCGCUUACCACCAACGGAGAAGGUGAGACGGGACAAAGGGAAUGGUGUACUUUGGCGUAUUGGGAAUUGGGCGGUCGAGUCGGUCGUCUGUAUCCCGUAGAGCCGUCGACGGUUAACGUCUUUGACUCUCUUCAUGACGGCGACGGUCUCUGCCUGGCGACUUUAGCCGAGAAUCACAAUGCACCGCCUGUGGUUCAACGUACACGCAGCAAAAUCGGUCUCGGGCUGACGCUCAGCCAGGAAGCGGACGGCGUAUGGGCGUACAAUCGGUCGGACAGCCCGAUCUUCGUGCACUCGCCCACCCUCGAUGACCCGGAGUCGAGGACACUGCUGGUCUAUCGGGUGCCGCCGGGCUUCUGUCUCAAUAUUUUCGACCGCGCCAAGAUCUUGCAGCUUCCAUACAGCGGCAGCGGCGGCGGCGGCGGUGGUGGCAACCAAGCCGCCGGCUUCGUCACCUCCGGCCCCAUCGACAUCAACUCCGUCCGCAUCAGUUUCGCCAAGGGCUGGGGACCCAAGUACUCGCGGCAGGAGGUCACUUCCUGCCCGUGCUGGCUCGAGGUGCUUCUGGCGCCAUGCAGGUGAUCGUCCCCCAGGCUGGUCGGACCAAAGGGUAUUGUCAAGUCUCGUCCUCAACUUGCGUCUCUUCUUCCUCCUCGUUGUCAUCGUUGUUGUUGCUUGUGGGGAGGAUCGGUGAUAAUGAUGCAGCGACCGUGGCCUUUAGCUCCGUCCUAGCGAGAGCUGUGUUAUCAGAAAAAGAAAAAAAAAAGAAAAAAGAAAAAAAAGUAACGCGUGCCGGGAGCGACUGUCAGCCAUCUGUGCUGGGGUCGCCCCAAACAACCCCAGCAGUCUUACCAAAGUACACGCCGUAUAAGUAAUACGUCUAGAGACAACGUUGUGUUCCGUUUCGUUAGUAAAGCGAAAGAUAGAGAGGAACAAGCGGAGAUCGAUCGCGAGCGUGUUCAUCGAGCGCUUAUGAACGGAGGGACUCACACCGACGAGUGGUACUUUAAGAUCUUUAUGAAGCGUUUGAUUCACGGUUCUAUAUUUUUGUUUUCUUUAAUUCUUAAAUAGACUUCUUUUUUAUUUUAUCGCCUAGAUGUCGAUGCUACUCUCGAGAUUCGUGUGAGAAUUUUCGACGGAGGAAGCGAUGAGAGGAUUCGGUCUUCCGGUAGAUCUAGUCACUUGCGUUUAUAGUCUGCGCACGACGGCUCACGAAUUCGCGUGCGCGAAUUCUAAAUUCAGGGCGGAGAAAAUUCUUAGUUCUAUAAAGAUGCAAGCACGAAGCAAGAGUAACAUCAACGAGAGAAAGAAACAUGUAGCUGUGCCAGACUGUGCUGCACGAUUGUUUCAUCAAUAGGAUUUUUCGAGUAAUCGCUUUUAUUUCGUUAGUCAUUCGAAGAAGUUUUAAAGAACAGCGGAUAUUCAUCGGCAUUUAAUAGUGGAAAGUUCAAAAAGAGUGUUCGGCCAAUAUAUAUACAUAUGUGAAUGCGAUUAAACAUUAUGAAUUAAAUAUUAUGAAUAUUGUAACAUUAAAAAUAAUUUAUAGAAUAUCCGGCUGCUUAUAAGUAACUUUUAGUAAGUUAUCAAGAAUUACCGCGAGCUUGUUUAUAUACUCGUAUUUUGUAGAACUUAUGUUACUGACGCGAGAGAUAAAUUUGUAUUUUAAAUUAACAAAUUAAACACUUUGUAAAAGAUAAUUUUAUUUUAUGUGCAAUUAUAAUGCGCAUUUAUAAAACAAAAAUUUUGAUUGAUACUUGAUAAUUACUCAUUUACGUUUAAGUAACAUUAUUUCGUUUAAUUAAUUCUAUUAAAUCUCUAUAUGAUAGCCAACAUUUCAAUAGCAUAAGUUCUAUGGCAAAUUUUACGUCUUGGGAGAACAACAUUGAACCAAAUGACUGCGCGAUUGAUCAGAGUGCUAAAGCGAACGUGCCACGAGUCCUGGAUGUGUUAUCUCCGGUCGUCGUUCGGUGCUGUAUAUACGUAUAAGUAUAUGUACAUACACUGUGCCUUCCCAGCUUCCCUCCGUGGUGCAGCGCGUACUUUCGGGAAACAAAUGUACGCCACGUGCCAAGCUCGUUUCGCACGAAAAAUAAUGCCUCCUCCUCCGGAGCUUUGUACUACAGUAAUACGAUGUACUGUGAUAAGAGUUCGACGCAGGUCUUUUUUUCUUCCUUUUUUUACGAUUGACACGUUGCGAAGCAAGUGAGACGAGAGAGAGAGAGAGAGAGAGAGAGUGCGCGAGAGUGAGAGAGAGAGAGAGAGAAUGAGAGAGAAUAAAGCAAAAUGUUUGCGUAAAAUGAUUAACGAAGAAGAUUCUUUACAUCGGAAAUGAGAAAUGUAUCAUUAAUUCUGUGAGGUCACUUUCUGAUUAAAACAAUUUCGACGGAGAUGAAGAAAGUAGCUCUUUUUUUUUUUUUUUUUUUUUCAAGACAUUGCUAUGUAUGUCUCUGAUUUCCAAUGUGUGAGAACUCUUCUCGAGAAGAUUGUACACGAAACGCAUAUAAAUACAGGGUGUCUGAUAAUUAACACGAUUGCGCUCUACCCACUCAUGAGCGCGUCGUGAUCAGACACCCUGUAUAUGUGCGGACGUUUUUUUUACAUACUCUAUAGAUAGAAAUCGAGUUGAAAGAAGGAAAGAGCGUGUUCAAAACGAUGCGUUUAAAUACAUACGAUGUAAUAUAUACCAGUCAUACGAAUUCAUUCACACGCGUAACACGACAUACACACACACACACACAUGACACACAUACACCGUUUCCAUUUUCACGCACACACAUGUACAAUUGACUGAUCGACCCGUAGAUUUUUUCGACCAUUAGUUUACUUUCGUACUACCGCUUUUAUCGACGUAAAAGUGGCUGUUACUUUGUUACGGCGAUUGAGAGCUACGAGAACAAUAUAUUGUGAUGCGUAUACGCCGCUUGAAUGUUAUAUAUUGAUAUGUAAUGCAGAGACGUAUACAAAAAAUGUUCAUAGGUAGCUGACUGUGUAUAUACUUGUGCGAGAGGGAGAGAAAGGGGAGAUUGAGAGAAAAAGAGGAGGGAAGGAGCAAGAGUCGGGUUAGAUCAUCGGCGAAAAUAAUUGUAACGGUAAUAAGAGGAAUUUCGCCGGCGAUUUCUUCACUUUAGGCGACUCCGACUUUGCUUUUCGUAGUCCCUUUUUCACUGCCCCCAACACGACGUGGUCGAGAUCCAUCCAUCCGCCCCCUUUCACCGCUGCUCCGACCGAGCGCGCGUUGCUCGUGUACCACUUUGGAAUGCGUUGAAAACGGUAUUAUAUGCUGUCCGCGCGAUGUAAGAUGGUAUUUAAUGAUUCACGGGGCAUGUAUCUGCGAAGGAAAUGCGAUGAAAAAUAACAAAAUAAAGAGUUAUGUCGAUGUUACCGUCUCAGGCUCGAGGUACCGAUAUUUGUCACUGAUAUUUUUCUUCAUAUUGUUCCCAUCAUUUCGAUCCGGUCUGCUACAAUGGUCUCUAUAAUAUUUUGAUUUUGAUAAAAUUGCCAUAAUUUGACACAGAAAUUGUAUGCAUAUAGAUCAGGGUUAAAAAAAUAUUAAGUAGUUUUAGAAAACGCUUGAAAUUGUAAGAACAUUUUGUAACUCCGUGAGGGAAACAAUAAAGUUUACACAGGAAACGCUUUGAUGAAAAUGGGUAUAACAUGCAACGGUCAAUUUAUUAAUAGCAAAUGUAAUUCAUGUUGAUUUUUAGAUUAGUCAUUGCAUAUGUUAAGAGCCGUAUGCAUAAUAUGCAUAAUGAUUCGUGCGGAUAUUUGUACCUCUGUGCACGCUAUAUCGCGCUUAAGCAUCCAAAAGAGAGAGAGAGAGAGAGAGCGCGCGCGCGCGGCCGUCGCGCGUUAAAAACAAAAAGAGAUUUACGAAUGCGUACUAAAAUUAAUGGUAGGACCGUCCUACGACGUAAAUACGACGCUACGGGAACGACCGAGCUUCUCUCCCGCGACGUGCCCGUCGCGAUAAAUGCGAGAGUGAUUUCUCCUUCGUCUCGAGAAUUUAAAGCAAGAACUUGCAACAAGUGCGAGAAAGAAAAAAAAAUUAAUGCGAUGCAACGCCGAGAAAAACAUGAAGCUUUGUGGGAGAAAGAACAGCUCGACGUUCACACAGAAUACAGAAAGUUCAAGUUUGCAAUAACAAAUCUAAUUAAUUUAUUAGAGAAAGAGAUGAAAAAAGUAAGUGUUGCGUUUAUUUCGUGGACUUUGUUUUCUGUCUGUCUCCAGACACUGUCUCUCGCGGAAAACUUUAAAUUAAUUUUUGAAUUUCUUGACUUUUGUGUAAUAGAGAGAGCUGUCGUUGCAAUUGUAUUUUCUGUCAACCUCACUGACAUUCUUCAUACCAUUCUGCCUUUCGUCUUCUUCGGAAUGUCCGUAGAUACAGAAGCGUUAUUUGUAGAUUGUAUAUAGUACAAAAUGCAGAGGAAUCCGAGUAAAGAGUUUUCGUAAAUUUUUGCAGCGUAAUGAAAUUAUGAAAAAUACGGCUACACUUUACAUCGAUCCGAAGUUAACUUGAAAGGGAGCUCAGAAGUGAAUAAUGUAACAUAUAUCUGCGGUAAGGAUUUUUUUCAAACAAGAAGGGCUAAAUACAUCUGUUGUGUACAUUCGUAAACUGCGUGAAACGUUUCUGCAUUUCGACUGAAACAUAUAUUCACUUAAUGCAUGGAUUGUCUUCUUUCACUCUACCUCUUCGUUCUGCGUUAUUUCUCCUUUCAUCUCCUUCGCGCUUCGCUGUCUUUAUCCUUUUUUUCGUCUUUCUUAUUAUAUCUUAACGUUGUGUUUUAUUUUCUGGAUUUUCAAGACUACUUGCAGCAAAGUUUCUCAUCUGAAAAUGAUAUUCGAGCAUUCUUUUUCAUUUUCAAGAUAUAUUAGUUUUUUUUUUAAUUUGCAAGGAAUCGUGUUCGAUAAUUUUGGAUACAAAAAUAAAUCUACGUCGAGUCCGCGUUGAUGUAAUAUCGCUUUUGUUCUUUUGCUAUUUAAUAAGGGAAAUUAUGCCGGCAAAAUGACUGUCUAUUCGAAGCGCGUCAAACAAGACUGACCUUUCCGACUAAGAAUAACUUAUUCUUACGCCUGUCCGUUGCGAGAUUAAUCUCAAACGAAACGAUUGGCUAUCGUCAGUAAAAGAGCCGGCCACUUGUUACCGUUUCUCUCGGGCGACGCGACGUGCCAUUAUCCAAUAGUAGUAAUAGCGAGAGUAAUAACACUAAUAUUAAUGAACGACAAUUAGAGCCGCGUUUUCUAGCGUCUACUAACUCUUAACUGCAAUCGGCCGACCGACCACUCCACGUGUCUGUGGGCUAGGUUUAAACGAUCUUUAAACCAUAGACAUGCAAUACGAAAGUUCCUCGUUAGCGAGAUUAGAUGCCUUCGACUCGUGAAUCUCAUUUAAUUAGUUGUCAAUCAUUGCGUGUCGAGUGCGAUUAGAAUUUUUUGCGUGUGGAGAAAAAAAUGCAUAAUAAUAAAAAAGUCGGAGGAAUUUGUCAAUUUCGGAAUAUUCGAGCGAACGGAGUGAAGGGCAAAAUUGUGCGAGGGAACGAACGCGAAUGAAGGCAACUAAUUUCCCUAUAAGGACUCUACGUCUGUGAAACAUAGUGCCUUUACAUAGCCGUUCACUAUUACAUUAAAUUAGAGUUUAGAACGAGAGACUAGCGGUUAUCACGCGUAUCGGUAAAAAAAAUGCCGUUAUCGACGAGUGCUUGAAGCAUUUUGUCGGCAAUCGAUAUUAUUGCCCGUCUUCAAAAGAAUAACCCCUCCUCCUCUGCUCGUACGUGUCUUUCCUCUUUCCAAAUUUGUUGAUCAUUCUCACUUCUUCAUUUUAGAUUAACGAUGUAUAACGGAUGGACUGAAUUUUGAUAGGAAACAAAACGAAAAAGAAUUUCGACGUAUUUAGACGAAUUUUUUAUUCCUACCGUGUCCUGCGUUCUAGACAUUUUACGCCCGUUAGGAUGUAAUGAAUAAACGAAUAGUGCCUUACCACGAAAUAUUGUGCUUUUUCGAAAGUUCAAGUAGUCGGAGAGUAAUGGAACACGCUCUGAGAUAUGGGCGAUUUGAGUUUUUCUGAUCGCGGACGCGCGCCUGAAAUUGUAAUCCUGCAGAAUUGAUAAGAAAAGUUGUUCUUCACCAUCCUGUCUACUUAUCGAUAUCGACUGACUUCUGGCGCAUUAAAAGUUGAUCGUUCCGUCGGAAAUCAACAUUACGAUUUCAUCGACGAAUUUAGAAACUUGGAUUGACUUGAAAGAUAUUUAUAUUCCUUUUCUCAUUUACGUCGGAAUUAGGAAAAAUUCUCGAAGAACCAUAGAUACACGAUAAUGAUAUUUCUAAAGAAUUUCAUUUGGAGAAUAUAAUUCCAACGUAUACAAAUUUUUGUAUGUUUAAUAUAAUUUUAUAUAUGACGUUGAAUUUAUACAUAAUAUUUUUAAGAGUAUAUAUAUGAUAUACGAUCUCAUUUUAAUAAUCAAAUUAUGAAUCAUUUACGUGUAUCUUUCGUUUAUUGUAGCGGCAGUUUCCAAAUUCGUCGAUAUGGAAACGACGAUGUUCGACGAUCGCUCGCAUGAUUUCCGACUCGGAGUUUAAUUCAUGAGACGAGUAAUCGUUCAGCACGUUGUUCCGUUUUAAGAUUCACCGAUAAUGUUUAAGGAUAAAAGAGUCUUUUCGAUCCGGCACCGCGAUUCCUCAUUUUCGAAUCACGCGCAAUAAAAUAUACGCAACAAAGUAUCUAUAAAUAUAUAUGUAGUACACGUGUAAUCGGUGCAAAAGGAGUGCACAACGAAGGAUCGAAAAGAAAAAUGAAAGAAACCCUACUGUAUAUACUGUACAUAAGGUGUGUACGUGCGCGCGUGCAUACGCAUACAUUAUACAUACUAUGUAUAUAUUAUGUAUUAUGUCGGCGACACAACGUUAAUAAUAAUAACGAAUGGUAAUAACGGAUAAUAAUAAUAAUAAUAAUAAUAAAGAAGCAGAUAUUGAGUAAGUGCGAAUAGCGAAAUAACGAAAUAACGAUAUUAUUAGGUACCUCCCGAGAACUCACAAUAUUAUUUUCACUAUCAUUGUAUUUGAUUCCGAAAUGAGAAGUAAAACGUUUACUAAGCGACGAUCGUGUAUCGAAGAUCAAGGAAAUCCUCUCCACUCAUUUUUACGAGAAAAGAAACAAAUAUAUGAAAUUGCAGAUUUGUA
Molecule: messenger RNA, 11208 nt
Organism: Linepithema humile (Argentine ant)
Lineage: Eukaryota; Metazoa; Arthropoda; Insecta; Hymenoptera; Formicidae
Gene: Dad
Product: Daughters against dpp
Biological process (GO): anatomical structure morphogenesis; transforming growth factor beta receptor signaling pathway; cell differentiation
Cellular component (GO): heteromeric SMAD protein complex
Molecular function (GO): I-SMAD binding; transcription regulator inhibitor activity
Source: RefSeq, a predicted model, not a curated record